GCGAGACAAAACGGAACGAAACGGUGGUGCUAAAUAUAAUACGCGGAGGCACGCGAUUCUCUUACGGCCGGGGACCGCAGGAUGAUCAUCAACAUCCGAAAGCGCAAACAUCACCCUCGGUAGUGAUCUUGUUGUCGUUGUUUCGUUGAUACGUUUCUCGCUGCGGAAGUCGGAACGUAGAAAGCUGAACGAACGCGACGUGUGUCGAAACGAAUUGUGAUACAACCGGUCUCAAGGAAAAUCUUGCCAGUUUUGUGAUUUCUCGGGGGUGAAGAUUUCUAGGGGACAAUUCUAUAUGUGUUUCAGGCGUUCUGCCGAUAUCGUUUUUGUCACGUGGUAACCGGCCGAAUUAAAGAGAUGAAUAUCCAGAAGUCCGAGGGUCUUUUAUCGGUGGUUUUACCUACUGAACUGGCGUCCUCGCCGAGUUCGAGACAACUCAUUAUAAAUCAAGACCAACAGGACGAAGAGGCAUCAGACUGUCCACUUUUGACUCCCAGCCCGCCGACCACGCAAGCGAACAAUGCCUUGGAAUCCGGAGCGAUCUUUGUUUCUCUGGAAGGAAAUCCCGUGGAAUCGAUUCCACCGCCAACGCUCGAGAACAUUAAUAAAGAGGACGGGCUUAACGAGUUCAUGAGUAUAGUGAACAGCUCAAGCAGAACGCUGAACGAUGAGCCCAGUUCACGGGACCCAAUGGUAGAAUCGACGACCAGCGGAAGCAGCAGCGACACGAAUGGGCCUGUUUGUGCGCAGCUGUUGACACAAUUAAACACAGCAUAUCAACACCUUGCACCUGAUGCUCAAGCACUGUUUUACAAUCAGGAGAACGGCGGGAAGCCACCUUUGGUCGGGAUACAAUUGAUGGUGCCGAAACCGUCGAAGGAUUAUCGUUUCAUGAAAUGGAACUGGCCGCUGAUACGGAAGACGUGCUUUUGGUCUUUGAUGUCGGUGCUUGCUGGAUGUACGGCUCUGGUCAUCGGUGUAAUCGCCACGAUGCCAAGAAAGUGCGACCCGCCGGUACAGUGGUGGCAAGGAAGCGUUUUCUACGAGAUAUUCCCAGCAUCUUUCCAAGACUCUUCAAAAGCCGGUGAUGGUAUCGGCGAUCUUCGAGGGAUAACGAUGCGUUUGGACUAUUUGAAGAAAUUAGGCGUACGUGGGAUACGUCUGAAUUCAAUUUUUCCGGCGGCACACUAUCCUGAAUAUUACUCGAACAUCGAUAAUCUGACAGACCUUAACAAAGAAUUAGGAACUUUGGAUGAUUUCGCUACGCUCGUGCGUGAAAUUCACCGACGAAACAUGAGCUUGCUCCUCGAUCUGCCUUUGUAUCCGUUUAUAAAGACUUUGUACAAUGAGAGUACAUCAUCUGAAAAGCCUAACAAAACAGACAAAGCUGUGCGCGAGAGAAGAGACGUUACCGAUGAUAGUGUCCUAGAGGAGGUCGUACUGACGACACCUUCCACGUCGCUGCAAGCGAUUCGAGAAGCAUUGUCCUCGAUACCACCUCCUUUGGACGAACCAGAGCAACAAUUACUCAUUUCCAAUCACGUUAAUGCCGUGUCGGAUAACCUUGUCACGACGGCCAUUAAAAUUUGGCUAGAAAGGGGGGUUGAUGGAUUCUAUUUAAAAGGACUGGAACAUUAUGUCGAGGAGGAAUUGUUUGUGAGCAGCCUGAAACACUGGAAGUACAUUCUAGGGUCUGAAAGAAUACUUAUUUGUCACAUGGAUGCUUUGAAUGCUGCCAAGUCGAUCGCGGCGAGAAAUUCCAUUCUAAUGAGGAUGGAUCUCGUGGAUGUUACGUUGCGCGUUGCUAAUGGCACGAUGGAAAUCAAGAGGCAAGUUGAGGAGGUCACGAAAGGCCUAUUAUUCGAGAAACCAGGUUAUCCUUGGAUACAUUGGUCCAUAGGCGGUGUGGAUUCUAAAAGAAUAGCCUCUACCAUUAACGUGAAGAACGCAACCAUGGCCGCUACUUUGUUAGGGAUGAUGCUCCCAGGAACACCGAGUAUAUUCUACGGAGACGAGAUAGGUAUCAUGGACUGCGAAUGCGAGGAUCAUAAGGAUCUUCCUCACGUGCACAAUUUGCCUCCUAUGUAUUGGGAGAAGAUUGAUGGUUCUGAUGUUAAAUUUGCGUCCAUCGGCGUUACGGCUUGGCUUCCGGAAGCAACGAAACCGUUAGAGACAAGUUUGUACGGGACCAUCACUGAGAUGGCUAAACUGAGAUCAGAGACAACUCCGAUUUACGUUAAAGCGGUGCUAAAAGAGAAUCAGGUGCUGGCAAACUGUGAUAUUAGGUAUGCUGAUGAUGAAAUGAUUGUAAUAGAACGAUGGUAUCCACGACGGAACUCUUACGUCUUUCUAGCCAAUUUAGGCAAUAGUACGCAAACGAAGGAUUUAUCUUUCCUUUAUUAUGGUGGUCAGGUUGUAGUUGGUCCGUCAUACAGAUUGAACAAAGAUGUAUACUUCAAGCAACUAAUUAUACCUCCAGGAGAGGCUAUUGUCAUAAAGCUCGAUAAAUGA
Molecule: messenger RNA, 2511 nt
Organism: Habropoda laboriosa
Lineage: Eukaryota; Metazoa; Arthropoda; Insecta; Hymenoptera; Apidae
Product: neutral and basic amino acid transport protein rBAT-like
Exons: 8
Coding region: 358-2511 (717 amino acids)
Biological process (GO): carbohydrate metabolic process
Source: RefSeq, a predicted model, not a curated record